GCAGCGGGCAUGGGGAAGCCCUCGGGCGGGGUCAGGGGGCGGGAGCUUCCUCCGCACUCGGGGAGAGGAGCGGCCGCACGCCGGGCGCCCGCAGCGCAGGGGUACAGCGCGGGGAGCAGGCAGCCAGAAUGUUUCUGGAGCCCCAGGAAACUAUGCCCCAGACGUCCAUUGUCUUCUCCAGCAUACUCGGGUCCAGCUGUAGUGGACAGGUGCAGCCCGGCAUGGGGGAGCGAGGAAGCGUGGCUGGCAGCUCAGGGGACCUCAUCUUUCAAGAGGGACGCCUCAUCUCUGGGUCCCUGGAGGCCUUGAUGGAGCACCUGGUCCCCACAGUGGACUAUUACCCGGAUAGGACAUACAUCUUUACAUUUCUCUUGAGCUCCCGGGUCUUCAUCCCCCCUCAUGACCUGCUGGCCCGUGUGGGGCAGAUCUGCCUGGAGCGGAGGCAGCAGCUGGAGACGGGGUCUGAGAAGGCUAAGCUGAAGUCCUUCUCAGCCAAGAUUGUACAGCUGUUAAAGGAAUGGACGGAGGCCUUCCCCUACGACUUCCAGGAUGAGAAGGCCAUGGCCGAACUGAAGGUCAUCACCCACAGGGUCACACAGUGUGAUGAGGAGAACGGCACAGUGAAGAAGGCCAUUGCCCAAAUGACACAGAGCCUGCUGCUGUCCCUAGCUGCCCGAAACCAGCUUCAGGAGCUGCGGGAGAAGCUCCGCUCACCAGCCAUGGACAAAGGGUCUGUCCUCAAGGCUAAGCCGCCAGCCACUCAGAAGGACAUCCUGGGCGUGUGCUGCGACCCCCUGGUGCUGGCUCAGCAGCUGACUCAUAUUGAGCUGGAGAGGGUCAGCAGCAUUCACCCUGAGGACCUGAUGCAGAUCGUCAGCCACAUGGACUCUCGGGACAAGCACAGGUGCCGAGGGGACCUGACCAAGACCUAUAGCCUGGAGGCCUAUGACAACUGGUUCAACUGCCUUAGCAUGUUAGUGGCCACCGAGGUGUGCCGGGUGGUGAAGAAGAAGCACCGGACCCGCAUGCUAGAGUUCUUUAUUGAUGUGGCCCGGGAGUGCUUCAACAUCGGGAAUUUCAACUCCAUGAUGGCCAUCAUCUCUGGCAUGAACCUCAGUCCUGUGGCGAGGCUGAAGAAAACGUGGUCCAAAGUCAAGACGGCCAAGUUUGACGUCUUGGAGCACCACAUGGACCCAUCCAGCAACUUCUGCAACUACCGCACCGCCCUGCAGGGGGCCACACAAAGGUCCCAGAUGGCCAACAGCAGCCGAGAGAAGAUUGUUAUCCCUGUUUUCAACCUUUUCGUUAAGGAUAUUUACUUCUUGCACAAAAUCCAUACCAACCACCUGCCCAAUGGGCAUGUUAACUUCAAGAAAUUUUGGGAGAUCUCCAGACAGAUCCAUGAGUUCAUGACAUGGACUCAGGUAGAGUGUCCCUUCGAGAAGGAAAAGAAGAUUCAGAAUUACCUGCUCACGGCACCCAUCUACAGCGAGGAAGCUCUCUUCAUCGCCUCCUUUGAAAGUGAAGGUCCUGAAAACCACAUGGAAAAAGAUAGCUGGAAGACUCUCAGGACCACUCUCCUUAACAGAGCCUGAAGGCACGGAUGCAGCCUGCCGACGCUGGAUGAAGCACACACAUGCACUGAGUUUUAAUCUUGAUUGAUAAGGGUUGAGAUGAGGAGGCCUCACUGGUUGGGGUCCAUUUUGUAUAUAACUUUUAUGAAAAAAAAAAUUAUUUCAUGCAUCAACCUUUGGCACUUAAAAAAGUUUUUUUUUUUUUUUUUGGUGGUUUAUUUUAAAUAACAGGGCAGGGCCCUGCUUCGGGGAAGGGUGGGGAAAGAGUAUCAUGGGAGAUGGCAUCCAUGAUAACAUCUUAUUCUAAUGAAAUGUAGAUUUUUAUUUUCUACUUUUGAUUAUUAACAUCUUA
Odobenus rosmarus divergens (Pacific walrus) is the source of this 1926-nucleotide messenger RNA. It is a transcript of the gene RASGEF1A, whose product is annotated as RasGEF domain family, member 1A. Gene Ontology annotation, molecular function: guanyl-nucleotide exchange factor activity. Bases 129 to 1595 code for a protein of 488 amino acids. Gene Ontology annotation, cellular component: plasma membrane. Gene Ontology annotation, biological process: Ras protein signal transduction; positive regulation of GTPase activity. The record is from RefSeq and is a predicted model, not a curated record. The transcript has 13 exons. NCBI's taxonomy places the organism in Eukaryota, Metazoa, Chordata, Mammalia, Carnivora, Odobenidae.